This is a messenger RNA of Trypanosoma grayi, 465 nucleotides long. RefSeq lists its product as hypothetical. Bases 1 to 465 code for a protein of 154 amino acids. The transcript has a single exon. Lineage: Eukaryota; Euglenozoa; Kinetoplastea; Trypanosomatida; Trypanosomatidae. The record is from RefSeq and is a predicted model, not a curated record.
AUGUCAGUGCUGUUCAAGCGUAUCACGCCGCCACGCGUCAGAUUCUCGGAGUACUGCAUCAAGGGGGAUGUCCAUGAGCUUGCGGACUACAUCGUGUGUCUUCUCCUCACAGAGCUGCCCGGUAACCCCUGCGGCGCUGUUGCCGAGGCGUUGGAUCGGUGCCAGUGGGAGGGCCGCAACGCCUCACAGCUAAAGGAGCUGCGCAUGGCGUACGAUGCGUACAGAAGGUUUCGUCAACGUGAUACCAUGGGGCGUGCUUCUUUGUCCACACUCUCGCCGUCCGUCGUUGACUACGUGCAGUACCACGGCAUCGCCAUGCUGCUGGAGGAGUGGCUAUUACAUCUAGAAGAGCAGCAGCCGGUAGAUGCGCUUGCAUCCUCUCGACUGUUUUUUUUUGGCGAAGCACAAAGCUGUGCGGGAGAAUCACAUACGCAAGCCAACGUGAGUGAAGCAAUACCUCAGUGA